AUGGAUAGGCGCUACAAUCCAAUACUAAAGAGAGAUGCCUUGUAUCUCAAACGGGUGGACUCGCUUACGAGGCAAUUCAAAUCUGCGCUCUUGUUCGUGCAUACAGCCUCUAAAAAUACAAGGGCGACAAACAGUAAAAUUGCACCGGAGGAAUUUGUGAAUGCAAAGGUACCCGUGACCGACCGAUAUCUUGGACCUCAUGGAGGGGGUCCCAUGGAAGCAUAUGGAAAAAACUUUGAUGGGUUCAAGGUUUCUCCAAAACAGGCCAAGGGACCGGAGAGCGAUUUUGCCCUGAGUAAUGUAUCCGCCAGAAAGUCCAAAAGGGUCGAUACUAAUCGGACAACGAGUACAUCUACAACUCCUCUAAGUUUGAGAGCACACGGAGAUACGGCAAGGAUAUUGCGGAAGACGUACGAAUGUCAAGUAGGUUUGGAAAAUGAUCUAGAGGCAGCUAGUUCCCUGCAAGCACGUGGAACAGUCCCCUUUGACCGCAAACUCGGGGUACUCAAGGACGCCCUUCGAACAUUGAAUGAUGUUAAGUAA
Theileria equi strain WA is the source of this 543-nucleotide messenger RNA. RefSeq lists its product as hypothetical. The transcript has a single exon. The record is from RefSeq and is a predicted model, not a curated record. Lineage: Eukaryota; Apicomplexa; Aconoidasida; Piroplasmida; Theileriidae. The coding region runs from base 1 to 543 and encodes 180 amino acids.